AUGGACAGCACUAAAGGCGAUGAUAAACUAUUGAAGAGGAUUGCAUUUCCAGGAGCUGUGUCCCUGUCUGGCAGCCGCAUGCACCCCCGCGGGGUACCCCUGAGAGAGCCCUUCGGGGGUCCCUUCCACCUGGACCCAUCCUACUGGGAGCCAGCCUGUUGUGGGCACGCAGGUCGCAUCUCCUACGUCCCAUUUCCUGGCUACAUGGGCAUCUAUGACUGUUCCCUGGAGCCUGCCUUCAUUCGGAAAAGGAACGAGAGGGAGAGGCAGCGGGUGCGCUGCGUCAACGAGGGCUACUCGCGCCUGCGGGAGCACCUGCCCAAGGAAUUCGCCGACAAGCGCCUCAGCAAAGUGGAGACCCUGAGAGCUGCCAUCAGCUACAUCAAACACCUGCAGCGCUUGCUGGAGCGCCAUCCCUCGGGCUCUGGCGGUGAGGAAGCGCUGUGUGCCGAGGAGAUCCCGGGAGCGCCCAGCCCGGCUCCCCCGCGGGAGUGCGACAGCGACGGAGAGUCCAGAACCUCCGCGGCAUCCUCCCCGUACAGUGAGUUUGGGGACACGGGCAGCUAGCUCUGCUC
Molecule: messenger RNA, 575 nt
Organism: Oenanthe melanoleuca
Lineage: Eukaryota; Metazoa; Chordata; Aves; Passeriformes; Muscicapidae
Gene: ASCL4
Product: achaete-scute family bHLH transcription factor 4
Exons: 1
Coding region: 1-567 (188 amino acids)
Biological process (GO): regulation of transcription by RNA polymerase II; developmental process
Molecular function (GO): protein dimerization activity; DNA-binding transcription factor activity, RNA polymerase II-specific; RNA polymerase II transcription regulatory region sequence-specific DNA binding
Source: RefSeq, a predicted model, not a curated record